AGGCAGGCAGGCAGGCAGGCAGGCAAGCUAGCAGGCAGCCAGUGCACCAGCCAAGACCACUAGAUCCGCUCGGCUUACCGACUUAGAGACUUAAGCCGGCAGGCAGUCCGAAAGGCUCAACCGGCUAAGCCUGGCGGACCCACCUACCACCGACUUACGCAGCGGCCACUACACCGUUCCAUCCACCAGCGGGAAAAUCGGAGUACACCGCUGCGAUCCGCGGCACCGCCGCCGCCUUCUUCUUCUUCUUAGAAUUUUCCUCCAUCUCCGGCUCCCGCUCCGCGCCGCUGCUCCUCGCCGACGACGCAUCUCUUUUGACACCGGCGCCCGGCCCGGCGUUAAGGGCGGAGGUGCAAGCAGUGACGUUGUUAGUGCCGCGCGGUGUCUCCCGAUCACUACUGACGCGCUCGUGUCAACGCGACGUGUCCGACGUCGCCGUGGUCUGUCGCGAGAAAGGGAGCACCCGGUCGGGCCGUCGCCCGGACGGCGAGUCGCGCCGAAUCGCGACCGUGCGGAUCCAUGUAGUGGAGUUCCGGAGUGGAGGACGGGCUACCAGUCUAUCCGGAAGUGGUGAUAGUUUAGGUCUUGGUGUCGCGAAGGGAGGUGCCGCGUUCGUCCGUCGCAAGCGUCGUUAACGACGUGACUCUGAUCGCGGCAGGAGUCAGUGAAUGUUGCUUCUCGGUGAAGGUCUCGCUGGGGAAAGAGACAGAAAGAGAAAAAGAGACUGAUGGUCGACGUAGUGCUGAGGGUACCCCGUGGAAGCCUGACUGCGUCUUCUCCUUUACGUCGGCAGCCUACGGGACUCGUCCCGAGCACAACAAUCUUGUGAAAGGACAGACGCAGCAACUAGCCGCAGAUAUCGAGCACGUGAAGGUGAAAUCAAGGCGAGAUCUCCUUGACAGUCGGUGACGAUAAGGAGCGGUGGUGAAGCGGGAGACGCACCGAAAGAUGAAAAGCCAAGCGCGAAAUAAAAAACCCGGGAGGAAAGCGUGAGACGUGGAAACGUCGGGAAGUGUUGCUCUGCACGAUAACAGCGCUAGUUUAACCCACUUGGGCGCGUGACUCUACGACUCUCCUCGCCGCAUGCUUACGUAACGACCGCGACGUCGGUCACUCGAUUCGUCGCAGCUACGUGUCGAGGCGCGUGUCACGCACGUGAGCGCGACGUGCGGUGUUCCACCCCGAGAAUCGACGCGCGAAUCCACGAGAGCGCCCCAUCUCGGAUGCCGACGGCGCGCAGCGUCGCGUUCGCGCGUACCUCGUCUAUCGACGCUCACCAAGACCCGGAGCGCGAGGGUUGACCGACCGGCGGACGGCCGGCCGCCGACGGCACGGCGAACGCGCUGUGCCCAGCAGCUCGAAGUAGCUCGCACCCUGCGCGUCAGACGCACCGAGCUCUUCGGGAAGCCACGUCGACAAGACCCACCCCGCCCGACCUGUCCUCGACCACGUGAAGGACCAUCGCGCACCGAAUCGUUAACCGACGGAGACAUUGACAUUGACGAGCCGACCGUCUGAGAGCAGUCUGUGCGACCGCGGACUGGAGUGUCCCCGUCGUCUGCGAAGGGAACCGGGUCGCCGGGUGGGACUCUACGCGUUCUCUACGAAGGAAACGAACCGCUUGAUGCCCUCGGCCGGCCCUCGUCGUCAGUCGUAGGGAACGCGCAAACGCGACACUUGCGGCGUUUCUUCGGCUCCGCGGCAAGCGAGGCGCUUGAAUGUGUCCUUAGGACGAAGCGUGGACGAAAGACCGGCGGGAUUCGCGGCCUGAUCGCGGGCCAGGUUGAUCGUGCUUUGAGUCGUAAGGAACAGUCAACACGACGUUAACCUUCUACAGUAUGGAGCGGGGCGGCGGGGGCGGGGGGAGCCUCGAACUCGCCGGGGGCGGAGGCGGUGGAGGCGGCGGAGGCGGCGGCGGUGGCGGAGGCGGCGGUGGUGGCGGCAACGCGGACCUGUGUCUUCAGGAUCUCGUGACCGGGCCGACGAGCGGCCUCUCGGUGCAGCAUCAUCAGCACGCGACCGCGGCGACCGCCUCGAUGGCCGGUCUCCACGGCGACCAUCUGCAGGGCGCGAUGCACCAUCACGACCUGCAUGGUAACUCGCAUCACGACACCUCGAUGCUGCACAACUCGAGCCACCAGCUGCACCACGAGCCGCUGGAGAAACUUAAACUCUGGGCGCAGAGUGACUUUAGGGACGAGACCAACGGGGGUCUCGCGAGGCUCGACACCACGGGUCAUGGCGCCCACACCCCCGGCGGUAGUAACCCUAGCACACCGGGAGCAACCCCCACGACACCAUCCGGUGGAUUCUCCGCCGCUCAACCGAGGAACCGCACAAACACCACUCAUAGGCCGGAUAUUCGAAAAGGUGUACAAACGUCUACAGAAGUAAAACACGAAUUGGGUGCCGGUGGCGGUGUCGUUUCCCCCGGAGGUGUGGUCGGGGUCAACGAUGCCGACGACAAGGACGGUAAGAAGAACAAACGGCAGAGGCGACAAAGGACACAUUUUACGUCGAGCCAGCUCCAAAAUUUGGAGGAGACUUUCAUCAGAAACCGGUAUCCGGACAUGGCGACGAGAGAAGAAUUGGCCGUUUGGACGAAUUUGACGGAAGCUCGAGUCAGGGUCUGGUUCAAGAACAGACGGGCGAAAUGGCGGAAGAAAGAGCGGAACGCGAUGAACGCCGCCGCGCAGGCCGCGGCGGACUUCAAGUCGGGCUUCAGCACGGCCAGUCUGAACGGCUUCAUCACCCAGCCGUUCCCCGACCCGGACACCCUCUACGGCUCGUACAGCACGUACAACAACUGGGCGACCAAGGUGCCGUCGCCAUUGAGCGGCAAGAGCUUCCCUUGGAUGAACACGUUGGGCUCGGUGGUGCCGGCCGCGUCGCACCAUCACCAUCACGCGCAGGUCAGCCCGGUGAAUUGCUUCAACGCCGCGGCGACGUCGGUCGCGGGCAGCCACGUCGGUGGCAUGUCGGUGUCGGUCGGCCAAGCGGCCACGUCCAUGUUGCCGGGCAUGGGUUCCGGUCUGGGCGUCGCGAGUUCACCGGUCGCAGCGUCCGGUGCGGCGUGUCCUUACGCCGCGCCGGCGGCGCCGCAUCAUCCUUACGGGCCGCCGGUCUACACGCCGCACCAUCGGACGGCGGCACCGCCGGAAUCCUGCACGGUCAUGACCUCCAGCAGCAUCGCUUCCUUACGGCUCAAGGCGAAGCAGCACAGCAGCGGCUACGGCGGCGGCGGCGGCGCUGGCGGCGGUGGCGGCGGCUCGUUCAGCGCAGGCGGUACCGCCGGUACCACGGCCGGCAGCAUAAGCCCCGUCAGCUCGAGGGCAUCCUCCGUCGGGGGCGGUGGCGGCGGCGGCGGCGGCGGCGGCGGCGGUGGCGGUUUAAGCGCCUGUCAGUACGCGUUGACGACGGCGGCCGGCGCGAACCCACAUUCCCCGGGUGGUCCUGAGGCGCACGCCAACGCCACCGCCAGGGCUCAAGUCUGAGGUGACGCGGGGGCUAC
Molecule: messenger RNA, 3511 nt
Organism: Harpegnathos saltator (Jerdon's jumping ant)
Lineage: Eukaryota; Metazoa; Arthropoda; Insecta; Hymenoptera; Formicidae
Gene: Ptx1
Product: pituitary homeobox homolog Ptx1
Exons: 4
Coding region: 1839-3494 (551 amino acids)
Biological process (GO): regulation of transcription by RNA polymerase II; anatomical structure morphogenesis
Cellular component (GO): nucleus
Molecular function (GO): RNA polymerase II cis-regulatory region sequence-specific DNA binding; DNA-binding transcription factor activity, RNA polymerase II-specific
Source: RefSeq, a predicted model, not a curated record